Messenger RNA from Trichomonas vaginalis G3, 297 nucleotides. RefSeq lists its product as uncharacterized. The transcript has a single exon. The coding region runs from base 1 to 297 and encodes 98 amino acids. The record is from RefSeq and is a predicted model, not a curated record. NCBI's taxonomy places the organism in Eukaryota, Parabasalia, Trichomonadida, Trichomonadidae.
AUGGACUCCAUAGACAAGAAAGUUCAUGAGAAAUUAGAUGAAGAAGAACUUGAAGAUACAGUAGAGAAUGCAAAACCUUUGUUCGAAGAAGAAGUUAGAAAAAUGCAUGAAAAACAAAUAGAACAUGAACGUGAGAUAUGUUCUGGUUAUAGAGACUCGCCAUACGAACUAGACCAAUGGGAACAAGAAGAUUUAAAGAGAGAAUUUAGAGAAUAUGAACUCGCUAAGAUAGCAUUAGAAGCUGCAGAAGAGAGGUUAAAAGCUUGGGGUUGUUUUGUACAAAAAUAUUGUGAGUAA